UCAGAAAACUGUGGACUCUAUUUUCCAGAAAUAAAAAGAUAUCCAGGCAAAUAUUUACACAGAUGUCCCGAAUCUGUAAGAAAGUGGCUUCGGCAGCUGAAGAAUGCUGGGAAAAUUCUUUUGCUAAUUACCAGUUCUCAUAGUGAUUAUUGCAGACUUCUCUGCGAAUAUAUCCUCGGGAAUGAUUUUGCUGAUCUCUUUGACGUUGUGAUUACAAAUGCGCUGAAGCCGGGUUUCUUCUCCCAUGUACCAAGUCAGAGGCCUUUCUGGACGCUGAAGAAUGAUGAGGAACAGGACGUGCUGCCGUCUCUGGAUAAACCCGGGUGGUACUCCCAAGGGAAUGCUGCCCAACUUUAUGAGCUUCUGAAGAAAAUGACUGGCAAGCCGGAACCCAAGGUUGUUUACUUUGGUGACAGCAUGCACUCAGAUGUUUUCCCAGCUCGUCACUAUAGCAACUGGGAGACUGUUCUCAUCCUGGAGGAGCUCAGAGGACAAGAAGUUGGGAAUCCUGAGGAGUCGGAGCCUCUAGAGAAGAAAGGGAAAUUUGAAGAACCAAAGGCAAAACCUUUAAAUACUUUGUCGAAAAAAUGGGGCUCUUUUUUUAUUGAUUCCAUUUCGGGACUGGAAAAUACAGAAGACUCCUCGGUUUAUACGUGGUCUUCUAGGAGAAUACAUACCUACAGCACUAUUGCAAUUCCUAGUAUUGAAGCAAUUGCAGAGUUACCCUUGGACUACAAAUUUACGAGAUUCUCUUCUAGCAAUUCAAAAACAGCUGGCUAUUAUCCAUUGGUUCAUUAGACCAUUGGUAGUAGAUCAGUAGUCUUAUCAAAUGAUGAAACACUGACAGCUAAGUAUUGUUACUUAAAGGCCCACAUAUGCAGCAAGAACACUGUAAAAAAAGAAGAAGAAGAAGAAGAAUUUUCAGGAAACACUAUAAAUGCUUUGUAA
Messenger RNA from Ochotona curzoniae (black-lipped pika), 948 nucleotides. RefSeq names its product 5'-nucleotidase domain-containing protein 1-like. The annotation marks the transcript as partial. The transcript is spliced from 6 exons. Gene Ontology annotation, molecular function: 5'-nucleotidase activity. The record is from RefSeq and is a predicted model, not a curated record. NCBI's taxonomy places the organism in Eukaryota, Metazoa, Chordata, Mammalia, Lagomorpha, Ochotonidae.